Messenger RNA from Diversispora eburnea, 143 nucleotides. The record is from the annotation of a GenBank genome assembly. Lineage: Eukaryota; Fungi; Glomeromycota; Glomeromycetes; Diversisporales; Diversisporaceae.
AUGACUAAAGAAGAAUUUGAGUAUCUUAAAGCUUUAGGUUUAAUAGAAAGUAAUGCUAUAUUAGAAACUGAUUUCCACUUUGUUCAAAUUAAAGUUAGUAAUCUAGAAAGGCCUCAUAAUACUUUUAAUUUAAUGAGCAAUUG